AUGCCACCGGGAUGCUUCGGACAUAGGCGUUCGACCGCCGAUAUGGCGACUGAUUUCCGACCCAACUCAAGUGAGAGUGGUGAUACCGCCAAGCAUCCUUCCCCGCCUGUCUCACGAAGACCCAGUACAUCGAUACCCAGCACCGAUCCAAAAAUGCCUGCAUGGUGUCAACAGUGUACAAUUACAUCUGACCGGCCAUUUGUACACCUGGGUUUAUGUCUGACGCAAGUGCUUGCGUUAUCGGGUUACGUUACGCCAGGUAAUCCGGAUGAAUCCUGCGACUUAUCUCGUGAAAGGUGGGAUUCGUCAAGCAUGCGUGGGCAACAGCCAACCCAGUGUCCGCAUAACACACCGGUAGCGUCGCUAUCCAUCAAGACGAACAUGGGCGUAAUAUCUUGGGACGAACGCCGAGCGCGGGCUAGAGCUCUUGCCCAGAUCACUCAUGACUUGCCGGAUCCUCGGCUCAUGCUUUUACGCCCUUCGAACUCACAGUCAUCGCCCUUGAGCUCACCGGAAAUUCGUUCUCGCCAGCCCUCCAAUAACUCCAAUUGGACUCAUGAUUCAGAGGAAACCUCCGGAGGCAGCGUACUCCAUUCUCCGACCUCCAAUAUCCUUGUCAGCAGCCCAAUUAGAUCAAGUCGGGCCCAGCAUAUCUCUUUGGUCAACAAUCAAUCUUCUAAAGCGAUGGAGAGUUUGAACGCUUUUUCGGACGAGGAGGAAAAGGUCCGGUUUGUUCAACGUGAAACAUUCCUUGAGCGCUAUGAGAAACAGCGACACACCUCAUUUGUCGAGUCGUUAGAAAAUCCUGAGGCUCUGAUCCCUUCGACCGAAAACUUAACUACUUCCUUCACCACAAACUUCAGGCGUGCGAUUUGUAAGAAUCUGAGUGCUCGCCCCGGCAGUAGGAAUGGCAUGAAGUAUUUUCCUAUCAAGCCUUCCAAGCCUAGAGCGGCGUCAACAUUAUCACAUUCCACGGGGGAUACAAGCUUACCGAUAGAAAUUGUCAAGACCGUAUCCGUGAUCGUGGAAGACAAUGGCGUGACUUCAAAUCCUCCACCAUCCUCAGGACCGCUCAUCAACACCCCUUGUGACAGUACUCCUCUUGAGCCUGCAAUCAGUGAUAGCACUAGUGGAAGAUCUGCCAAUACCUUUUAA
This is a messenger RNA of Melampsora larici-populina 98AG31, 1155 nucleotides long. RefSeq lists its product as uncharacterized. Bases 1 to 1155 code for a protein of 384 amino acids. NCBI's taxonomy places the organism in Eukaryota, Fungi, Basidiomycota, Pucciniomycetes, Pucciniales, Melampsoraceae. The record is from RefSeq and is a predicted model, not a curated record. The transcript has 2 exons.